AUGUUGCUCUUCUGCCCCCAUUGCGCCAACAUCCUCACCGUGUCCCUGACCAACACGCGAACCAACCGUCUCGAGUGCCGCACCUGCCCCUUCGAGCACCAGAUCACCGAGCCCGUCUUCUCGCGCCGCGUCUACGAGCGGGUCGAGAAGGAGGACGUCUUUGGCGGGCCGGGCGCCUGGGACAACGCGCAAAAGGGCCGCGUGCAGUGCCCUGCCGAAGGCUGCGACGGCGACGAGGCUGCCUUCUUCCAGGUGCAGAUCCGCAGUGCCGACGAGCCCAUGACGAGUUUCUACAAGUGCAUGACGUGUGGAAACCGGUGGAGAGAAAACUAA
This is a messenger RNA of Ilyonectria robusta, 333 nucleotides long. RefSeq names its product putative DNA-directed RNA polymerase III subunit C11. Lineage: Eukaryota; Fungi; Ascomycota; Sordariomycetes; Hypocreales; Nectriaceae. The transcript has 2 exons. The record is from RefSeq and is a predicted model, not a curated record. Bases 1 to 333 code for a protein of 110 amino acids. Gene Ontology annotation, cellular component: RNA polymerase III complex. Gene Ontology annotation, molecular function: nucleic acid binding; zinc ion binding; DNA-directed RNA polymerase activity. Gene Ontology annotation, biological process: termination of RNA polymerase III transcription; DNA-templated transcription.